GAAAUUGAGAUUAAUAUUGGGCCGGCACCACUCCUCAAGUGUUCUGUCUGAUAGAUUGAAACUUUUCUCUCAUUAUAUCUUUGACGUGCGGUGAACAGUGUUGAGAUUUAAUACGCAAUCUUUUUUGUGUCAUUUUCUUGUGGCAUGUUACAUCGCGAAUAUUAUUAGCUAAAACAAGGAGAAAUUCAGUUUUAAUUAUUGUUAUACUGUAUUAAGUAGUAUCUGAUACUUGUACAGGUAUAGAUUGCCAAGUACUGUGAUUUCAGAUAAAUAGUGUGGGGCAAUCAAUUGUGGAUUGAUAAAAGUUGUGAGUGGAGAACCUUCAAAUUGUCAUAAUAUAUUUAGGUGUGUACAGAUAGAGAUUUAGACAUUCAGGCAGUGUGCAGAGAGAAUUAAGCCUGUCCUGUUGGGAAGUGGAAUUUUAAUAAUUUGUUUGUUUCUUUGAAAAUUUUAAAAUGUGAACUUAAAACAGAUUAUAAACGGAUGUAUUUGUGAAUUUUCUCGUGUGUACGUUUGAUGCCAUGUUUGAAACACCAGGAUAGAUUUAAACACACAUAGACACACAUAAAGACUUUGAAUAGAUAAAUGAGGCGGAAUUCCAACCCCAGCCUGGGCCAUCAGGUGGGGUCUGGGGGCAUCCCCACCCUGAGAGUCCAGUCUGACACGCCCCUCCCCAACAACGAUGUCCGUCUGCCCAUGCUCUCCGCCCAGAGAUCCGCCCUUGCAAACAACAAGCCUACGCAGAACGGUUACGAGCGGUCCCCUUUUGUGACCCCUCGACCCCCUGGGAACAAUGGGAUCUACACAUCAAUUCGGCAGAACAGAGGACAUGAUAUAGCCAACUUUCAGUGUGUGGGUGUAAAGGCAGCCCCCAAGGGUCAAGGUUUCGGGCACAACAACGCAGCGGCCUUCGCGUUCUCCCAGCAACUACACAUCCCCAACGGGCGCCUGGAGACACAGACCCCCACCCCCAGUGAGAUCUCUACCAUCCACUCUGCCCGCAAUGUUAACACACCCACCAUGUCCAUGGUCUCAGGUCAUGGGUCAGAGCGCAACCUUCAGACCCCCAUCAGUCACGUGGACAGACAGCUCCUUGAGCCAAACGCGCCCCAGAAGGGCUGGAACCCCUAUACAGCCCUGCCUCAGGUGCCCUGUAGCAAGGACUCUGAUAACAUGUCCGUGUCUGACAAGCAAUCAGUCUCUGAGCCGCGCACACACGCCUCCUGGCACACUAACGGCGUGGUUCCCAGCAGCGCCACCACCUGCUACCACACCAGCAGCAGUGGUACCAACUCCCUGUCCCCACACAACCUGCCCAUGGACAUGUCGCCCACAGGCUCCACGGCCCUGGGCUCCAACUUCACCAACAGCCCACGACACUCGGCUCACGUCCACUCCAGGGCACAGAAGCGCGCUCUGUCAUUGUCGCCUAUUGGAGAUGGCUACGAUUUCUCCAACCUUAUCAGAGCCUCCCCAACAUCCUUGUCGUUUAUCAACAACGCUGUCACCAAUCCCCAUGCCUCUCCUGGAGCCCAAAACAUGGCCAAUUGCGGUCAUUUUGGCCACUUGAUUGCCCGCAACAGGCAGCAUGGUUCGGCCAACUCGGGCGGCCAUCGCUCAGGCUUCUCACAACUAAAGGCUGAGCCUGGUCUUGAGAUCAACGAUAUACAAGACUAUUUUGAGGACAUACGCAGCAAUCUUACUGUGAUGCCACAGAACGAAAUCCCAUUAUUCGAGCAGAAACUGUUUAACGACAUCCAACAGUAUGGCGCACCGAGGUUCAACCUUGCACCAGAGAACAUGGUUCAGCAUCCGGGAUACCAGACCCACCAGACCCAUCACUACCAGGGCAUGAACAUGAACAAUAUGAACCAGAACCUGAACAGCAUGCACCUGAACAAUGAGGGCAUGCGUCCGCCACCGUCAUACGACCAGGCCAUGGGUCAGAACCCUGCCGUGGGAAUGAUGCAGGGAGGCCAGUCCCAGCAGUAUAGUGGUAUGCAGCCUCUGGGGCAGAACAACCUCAACAACUUGAACAACAUCAACAACUUGAACAACAUUAACAACAACCUGAACACAAUGUCGAGCCUCAACAGCGACCCAGACUUCCUUGAAGAUGGAGAGGUGGAUGAGAACGGAGAGAAGCAGCACACAUGUCGCUGGAUUGACUGUAACCUUAUAUUCAAGGAGCAGGAUGAGCUCGUACGCCACCUUGAGAAGUCCCACAUAGAUCAGCGUAAGGGGGAGGACUUCACCUGCUACUGGUCGCAGUGCCAGCGCCGGUACAAGCCGUUUAAUGCCCGAUACAAGCUGCUCAUCCACAUGAGGGUGCACUCUGGGGAGAAACCUAACAAAUGCACGUUCGAGGGCUGCACGAAGGCGUUCUCUAGGCUUGAGAACCUCAAGAUACAUCUGCGAUCUCACACUGGCGAGCGUCCGUACGUCUGUCAGCAUCAGGGAUGUCAGAAGGCAUUCAGCAACUCGUCUGAUCGGGCCAAACACCAGCGCACACAUCUCGACACGAAGCCCUACGCAUGCAAUGUUGUGGGAUGCACCAAGAGGUACACGGACCCGAGCUCCCUGCGCAAACACGUGAAGAAUCACACAGUGAAGGACCCCUCCAAGAAGAAGAUGAAGCGUGAGGGUGACAUACCCCAGGGCAUGCUGGGUAACUGUCUCACAAUACAGCAGCUGCACACAGGCAACACAGACCCCUCUGAGCAACAACAGAUCUACCCCAACUAUGGUCUGGGAGGCCCAUCAGCACCCAAUGUGAUGGAGCAGUCACCCAUCAACGCACAGAACAGCCCGAUGAGCGUGAUGGAUGACUCACAGGGUUCAACAGACAUGCAUGGGGCGUAUUCUCCGGCUCCACCUGACAUGCUGAGUCCGGGCCGGCGACCACACCCACGCCUGCGCCAUCACGGCAUCUACCACAACAUGGAGAUGGGCAUGAUGCCAGUGGCGAACCCGCAGGCUGAGAAGUGGUACCAGCAGUGGGUGGAGAACGGGGGAGAGAUGCCUGCACCUGAGCCCAAGCACACCGACCUGCCUAUGCACCAGUUUGCGUACGGUAACUGUCGCAUGCAGAAUGUGAACUGGAACCCACAGAUGGAAGAGUUUGGUCUUCAUCCGGACAUGCAGGCCGGAAAUGGGGAUUUCCACUUUGACGGUGCGUAUCCCAUGAUCCCCCAAGAUGAGAUGCAGCAGCAGUUCCUGCAGAUGAAUGCAGUGGACAGGCCGGUCAGCAGGCUGUCUGGCAUACUGGCAGACGGCACCACUUGAGUCACAUGACAGGAAGUGAUCUCACAGGAAGUGGGGUGGGGGAGAAGUUGUUGUGGGGAGUGAUAUUUAACAGGGAGAAGUUCAUAUAUUGUAGAUUUAUUGUUUAAGUUAUGAAUUAUAGCAAGAUUCAUGAUUCUUCUUUAAGAGAUAUUUUAAAGUUGUUUUAUAAUCCAUCAAUAUUUUAACAUAGCUAUGCUGCAAGAUGUUGACACUAUUGUGAAAUUUGAUAUAUUGAUGUGGUAAAGACAAUGAUUAAAUGUUCUGUUCAUGUGUGCCACAGCUUUAUUGUUUUUAUUGAUGUUACAUGUUCUGCACAAAAUUGAUGCAAUGUUGUGGACAUAGAUUGCCUUGUUAAGUCUCAUGUUUAGAUGUUUAUUCAACUGUUAAUGAACUGAGUUGGAAUUUUCUUGUUAUUCUUUAAUUUGUAUAUUUUAUAAUAUUACAAGAAAUCUGUGAUUUUGUUGUUGAUGUUAAAGUUUUAUGAUUAAAUGGAAAUUUAGUUAAUUUAAGUAUAUCUUUUUAAGAUGAAUAUUUAUACAUGUAUAGUGUAGAACUUAAAGUGUAACUAGUUAAAUGUAAUCUUGUUUUACCUUUUCAUGUAACAUUUUAUAACAUGGUUACAUAUUUUUACCAGGACGAUAUAAAAUAUGAAAACACAAGUUUACAAAAUGAAAUGUAUACAUUAUUCUAUUACUUCAUGCAUAGUUCUCAUGUAUUUUUCCUCAAAUCAUUUUUGCCAGCAAAAAAGUACAGCAAUUUUAAGUUUAUUUUUAUAUUGUUAAUUUUUUUUUGCAAAGACAACAUGUUGCGCAAUCGCGUUAUACAGCAACGCUCUCUACACAGGUUGUGUCUCCAGCAAUUCAGUAUUGUGUGUAACAUUUGUGAUAAUAUUGUUCCGUCCUGCCAUGUUUCUCAUAUCACGUUCAUAUCUUGUUCAACUUGACUGGUGUUUAAAUAUCUUGAAGUAAUCCAAUGUUUGAAUUUUUUUUCAGACAGUGAAUGGAGGAUUUGACACAGAGAUGUCAUAUUGGUAGUAUAGUAUAGAUAACAGUAUUUAAUACAGUAUAAAAGAAAAUGCACCUCUUUUUGUGUUAUUUAAAAUAAGCAUUAAAGCUUCAUGUUUCUUUUGGCAGUCAAAAUAAUAUUAUAAUUGUAGACCUAUUACUUAGUAAUGGGAUGAUAGAUGAUGCACGAAGGAAAAACAUUAAUAUUCAAUUGAACUGUUAACACAGACAGCUAUUGUGUAGAUUUCAAAUGUGUGGUUAUUUCUAGAUAUUUCUAUGUGUAUUUGGUAUUUGUUCACAGGGACAUUUUACCUGUCACAUUUCAGCAAAAGUUCAUUGUGCACACACAGCCAUUUAUCCCAUAAGUGAACUCAUUGUUGGAUACAGUUAUGCACAUUUUUGACACGCAGAUCAUCAAUGAUUUUCAUGACAAUAUUGCAAGCUCACUGUCUUUUUGUGCAUUCCAUUAUAUUUGGAGUUAUAUAUUUGUAUACUUAUUGUUGAUAAUGUGCCAAUGCCUAGUUAACUGUUUCUUUUAAGCACAUAUUGUGUGUUUCAACGUCUGUUAACCCUUUAAGUGCUGGAACCAAAUUUAAAAGGCCUUUGCAAACAGUUUGGAUCCAGAUGAGACGCCACAGAACGUGGCAUCUCAUCAGGAUCCAAACUGUUUGCUAUUUUGAUAGUAUUCUUUGAAACAAUAUCAAAGAAAAUGCUAAUUUUAGAAAUUCAGCAGACAACAUUUUAGCAGACGACAAAUUUCCCAGCAUGCAAAGGGUUAAGAAGUCUUCUGUUUUGCAAAGUAUUUUCUUUUACAGAGUGAAGUUUAUUUAUGUUUUAAUAUUGUCACCAUCAUUAACAUGGUAAUCAUAGUCAUCUUCAUAUUGAACUCAUAAUCAUUUUCAAAAUUUUAAAUUUGCUAUUUUAUUUUUGUGUACAAAGUCUAUUUAUUGUUUUAUAAAUCAGUUAUAUGCAUGUUGUGUGAAGUGUGGUUUUUAUUGUUGCCAAAUUAUUUUACUAUUGUGUUUUCUUGAAAUGUGUUUUGGGGAAUGGUUACUGAAAUUAUGAAUUAUAUGCAUUGUGUGGCCCAUUGUUUGUUCACAUGUAUUGGAUGUUAAUAUGUGUCUUGUUCUGUAAAAAUUGGUCAAAAUGCAUGUGCAUAAAAUGUCGUCCCAGAUUAGCCUGUGAAGUCCGCACAGGCUAAUCAGGGACAACUCUUUCCGCUUUAAUGGUAUUUUUUGUUUAAAGGAAGUCCCUAUUUACCGAAAAUCUAGUUUAAGAGGAAAAAGUCGUCCCUGAUUAGCCUGUGUAGACUGCACAGGCUAAUCUGGGAUGACACUUUACGCACAUGCAUUUAUCCCAGUUUUCUCAGAACACGACUCAUAUCAUGCAGGCAGACUAACAGUUUAUCAUUCCAAUAUUUAUUCAAUGCAACAUUUAAUUUGCAUGAUGCUAAUCAACAAAUAUGCUACAGCAAGCUUUAAUUUUCCUGGAACAGAUUCAUUGUCAUAUCUGUUGAAAUAAAUGUCUAACUUUGCAAUGAUUCCUUUUGCCAAAAUUGUGAAUUUCCGUCCAAAGUAGUUAGGUUAGUUCGCUGCAUAUUUGUAUAUAGUACACAGAGGGUUGUAUUUGUAUCUUCAACAUUCCAUGUUAUUUAUGUCAGAAAUCAUGUUCUUAUUCAUUCCAUCAGAAAACAGUGGACAAAGUAACAUUCAAGUGACUCUAAAAGUUUUUGGCAAAAACAAACAUCAGAAAAAGACUUAUUAUUUUUUUGUUCAGAAAGUCAUCAUACUUACAAUUCAAUUCAUAAUUAUGUUGUAUAUUCUAAGAAUGUCAAAUUAUUGUGUUUAAAUCUAAAAAAACAAACAAAAAUAUUACAAACUCAAAACAAAGAAUAACAACAAUAAUAAAACAAUUUGAUAAAAGUAAGAACAUUUCACAGUGUGUUAUCACUACUUAUCAAUCAGGUAUUACCAUCUUCAUUUGUCUGCAAAUAAAGGUUCUUUUCUGCAGGCCUGGAACUAUUUCGAUUUUCGGUUUCUAGUCUUGCGGCGAAGAGUGUAUCAUUAUCAGGUAGAUAUAUCAGACCCCAUUUAAAGUUUGUCAGUUGAUUUUUAGAGUUCACGAUUUCACUCUUGUACAUUUUUAUUUCACUUUCUUGGCCUUCAGAAGUUAUUUGGACUUGUACCAAUAUAUUUUGGUAUUGAUGUAAAUUCUUUCUUUGCACCAGCUCUAUAGCAAUUUAUAAAUGUAAAUGGUUUGUUUGUGAAUAUAAUCUAUACUAGCAACUAGCAACACAGUAGAAAGAAAUUGAGUUGUGGUCACUCAAAUGUGAUUGUCACCAUUGAAUAGAUCUUAAUAAUAUUGGGAAUGGACGAAAAAGGAUUUGAUAUAACCACUGUACCCGAGCAUUCUAUUACUCAAUUUCAAAUGUGAAAGUCCGCAAGACAGGAAAUCAGUGAUGCUGGGUUCCAGACCAGGGCUCCGUUGUCUCAAUAACUCAAAAAAGUGCUAUAACUUGUAUUUCUGCAUGUAGUCUGUAACAUUUUAAAGUGCUCCAUUGAUUGUGAAUCAGCCCUCAUUAAACAGUUCUGUGAUGUUAAAACUGUUUUAUAUUUUUGUUGCUUUACAAAUAUCUUUUCUUGUCUUAACGUGAAAUGUAAAUAUUUUUGUUUUGUUAAUGGUGUGCUUCUGCCUUUCUUAUUAUCAAGAAAUAAAUAUUUCAGAUGGACACAAUUGUUCCCUUUCCAGAUUAUUCUCUUUGAAGCGAAUAUUGUUAUUUAUUUAUUUUUUAUAUCACUAAUAAUAGUGUAAUUUUAAGAAGCUAUGAAAAUGCAUAGUUUACAUUGGGUUGCCAUGGUUAUAUAGUUGAAGAAUGUCUGUCCAACAACCUCUCAUGGAGAGGACAUCGCUGCCUGCAACGGAAAACAAACAUGCAACAACUAGAUAUAUUUAUAAUAUAACUUGUACAUCAUUAAAUAAUUGUAAUAUUAUAUAAUCUAUAAACUAUAGAAAGUAAAUAAACAGAUAAUUAACCCUUUUUUUGUUCGGAAACACAAUUCUUGUGACAGUACAAGAGUUGUAUAGAUCCAUACUGAUGUUUGUUGUUCUUGUUUGCUAAUGUGUUCAGAUGUUGUUUGUUGAUAUACUUAUACAAAGUCAAGAGUCCUUGGCGUCAGUGCUUGUCCGUGAUUGGUUGUUGGCAUAGACUGGUGUCUCCAAACUGAGACUGGUUUUGUUCAGUGACAAGUGCCUUAUGUUGUGUAUCUCUGUCCAUAUUCCUCUGCCUAUCCUCACUUUGUCUUCGUUACCGUCAUGAUAAAUAAACAGUCCUCAGAAAAA
Dreissena polymorpha is the source of this 7628-nucleotide messenger RNA. RefSeq names its product zinc finger protein GLIS3-like. Gene Ontology annotation, molecular function: DNA-binding transcription factor activity, RNA polymerase II-specific; RNA polymerase II cis-regulatory region sequence-specific DNA binding. Lineage: Eukaryota; Metazoa; Mollusca; Bivalvia; Myida; Dreissenidae. Gene Ontology annotation, biological process: regulation of transcription by RNA polymerase II. Gene Ontology annotation, cellular component: nucleus. Bases 586 to 3285 code for a protein of 899 amino acids. The record is from RefSeq and is a predicted model, not a curated record. The transcript is spliced from 10 exons.